Messenger RNA from Maniola jurtina (meadow brown), 598 nucleotides. RefSeq lists its product as uncharacterized. The transcript is spliced from 5 exons. Bases 56 to 496 code for a protein of 146 amino acids. NCBI's taxonomy places the organism in Eukaryota, Metazoa, Arthropoda, Insecta, Lepidoptera, Nymphalidae. Gene Ontology annotation, molecular function: odorant binding. The record is from RefSeq and is a predicted model, not a curated record. Gene Ontology annotation, biological process: sensory perception of smell.
AAAUAGAUAUUUUGGGUAAAAAACAAGCUAGUGUACGAUCAGUAACAUACCGAAAAUGGCAUUUGGGCAGCUUGUGUUUUUCUGUUGCUUUAUCGGGGCGUCUUUUGCUCGAACUGAUCAAGAGAUCAAGAAAGAGUUCGUCGAACAAGCUGUUAUAUGCAGCAAGGAAAUCCCGGUGUCUGGAGACGAGUUUCAGAAAAUAAAGGACCACAAUAUCCCGGAUAACAUGAACGCCAAGUGUCUGGUCAAAUGUGUUUUACAUAAAAAAGGAAUGGUGGACGACAAAGGUAUGUUCGAUGAGAGCAGCUCUAUCAAAAUGUCGGAGAAAGAAUACGAGGGCGACAACGAUAAAAUAGAAAAAUCCAAGAAACUGUACGAAAUUUGCAGAAAAGUAAACGACGAAUCGCUCAGCGAUGACAGCGGUUGUGAAAGGGCAGCUCUCCUGGCGACUUGCCUCACUGAGCACGCUCCUAAGAUGGGAUUUUCCAUAGAAUAGAGAGCAACUUUAAGGUGCUUGAAGACGCUGUUUCUAAUAAGAGUGUGUGGUGUGUUUUAAAAAAAAGAAAGAGAAUAUAAUUUUACUUACUUUACAGUGAAA